AUGGAGCCGGCUCCUCAGGGUAGCGGUCAGCAGCAAGGCAGACAGCAGCAGCAACAGCCUGUCUACGAUAUCAGGAACGGCGGACACUAUGGUGCUAGUGCAGCGCUCUCUGCGCAAGGAUAUGCUCCUGUCGCUGAGCUAUACACCGGUACCUGGGCUAAUGUGAACCAAGGUCUGCAAGGCACCGCCCGCGAUAUCUUGACGACUUACUGGCAGCAUGUCAUCAACCACCUUGAGACCGACAACCAUGACUACAAGAUCCACCAGCUGCCGCUCGCUCGCAUCAAGAAGGUGAUGAAGGCCGAUCCGGAGGUCAAGAUGAUUUCCGCCGAGGCCCCCAUCUUGUUUGCCAAGGGCUGUGAUAUCUUUAUCACCGAGUUGACGAUGCGUGCCUGGAUCCACGCCGAAGACAACAAGCGCCGCACUCUCCAGCGCUCGGACAUUGCCGCGGCCCUUUCCAAGUCGGACAUGUUUGACUUCCUAAUCGACAUCGUUCCUCGGGAAGAGGCGACUUCUCACGCCAAGCGCUCCAGCCAGGCCGGCGCUGCGGCCCCGGGCCCUUCUGCCACUCCAGGCCAGAUGCCACCUGCUCAGCAUGGCGUUCAAGCGCAUAUGGGCCCGGCUGACUAUGGCUCCCUGGGCCAACAUGGCAUGCCGCAAGAACAGGAAUAUCGCCCACAGCCGACAAUGUAUCCUGGCACAGUCCAGCAGGACCCAACAGCAGCAUAUGGCCAGCCACAGUCGCAGAUGUUUGAGGGGAUGUACGCUUACCCCCAUAUGCCUCCUCAGCAGUGA
Molecule: messenger RNA, 795 nt
Organism: Penicillium canariense
Lineage: Eukaryota; Fungi; Ascomycota; Eurotiomycetes; Eurotiales; Aspergillaceae
Gene: hapE
Product: CCAAT-binding factor complex subunit HapE
Exons: 5
Coding region: 1-795 (264 amino acids)
Biological process (GO): regulation of DNA-templated transcription
Cellular component (GO): nucleus; CCAAT-binding factor complex
Molecular function (GO): DNA-binding transcription activator activity, RNA polymerase II-specific; protein heterodimerization activity; DNA binding
Source: RefSeq, a predicted model, not a curated record